Salvelinus namaycush (lake trout) is the source of this 957-nucleotide messenger RNA. Its product is annotated as aquaporin-3-like. Gene Ontology annotation, cellular component: basolateral plasma membrane; plasma membrane. NCBI's taxonomy places the organism in Eukaryota, Metazoa, Chordata, Actinopteri, Salmoniformes, Salmonidae. The record is from RefSeq and is a predicted model, not a curated record. Gene Ontology annotation, biological process: glycerol transmembrane transport; water transport. Gene Ontology annotation, molecular function: glycerol channel activity; urea transmembrane transporter activity; water channel activity. The transcript is spliced from 6 exons. Bases 1 to 897 code for a protein of 298 amino acids.
AUGGGAAAACAGAAGGUAUUCAUGGACAAGCUGGCACAGACUUUCCAGAUCCGUAACUUGCUGCUUCGCCAGGCCAUGGCAGAGUGUCUGGGUACCCUCAUCCUGGUGAUGUUUGGUUGUGGUGCAGUGGCUCAGCUGGUGCUUAGUGGAGGAUCUCAUGGCAUGUUCCUAACUGUCAACUUUGCUUUCGGCUUCGCUGCCACCCUAGGGAUCCUGGUCUGUGGCCAGGUAUCAGGAGGCCAUCUCAAUCCAGCAGUAACCUUUGCCCUCUGCCUGCUUGGGAGAGAUCGCUGGAGAAAGUUCCCAGUCUACUUCUUCUUCCAGACACUGGGAGCUUUCCUGGGCUCCGGGAUCAUCUUUGGUCUGUACUAUGACGCUCUGUUGAACUAUGCUGGAGAACUCAUUGUUACCGGACCCAACGCCACCGCUGGCAUCUUCGCCACCUACCCUGGCAAACAUCUCACAUUGGUCAACGGCUUCUUCGACCAGACGAUUGGCACUGCAGCAUUGAUCGUGUGUAUCCUGGCCAUCGUGGACCCCCAUAACAAUCCCAUUCCCCAGGGCCUGGAGGCCUUCACGGUGGGCUUCGUGGUGCUGGUCAUCGGCCUGUCCAUGGGCUUCAACUCUGGCUACGCUGUCAACCCUGCCAGGGACCUGGGGCCACGCCUCUUUACCGCUCUGGCAGGCUGGGGCACCGAGGUCUUCACUGCUAACAAGUGCUGGUUCCUGGUGCCCAUCUUCGCCCCAUUCCUGGGCGCCAUCAUUGGUGUGGUGGUCUAUCAGCUGAUGGUUGGCUUUCAUCAGGAGGGAGAGGUUCGUGACCGGAAGAGCCAGGAGGAGAGAGUCAAACUGACCAACAUUAACCCAAAGGAUGCUCGAAAGGAAGAGAUGUUAUGAGCCUCAAAACCUCCAGCAUCCUCCAUCCUCCACCACUACCAAGCAUCCUAUACCCCUAAA